Molecule: messenger RNA, 336 nt
Organism: Akanthomyces muscarius
Lineage: Eukaryota; Fungi; Ascomycota; Sordariomycetes; Hypocreales; Cordycipitaceae
Exons: 2
Coding region: 1-336 (111 amino acids)
Source: RefSeq, a predicted model, not a curated record
AUGCCUUCUGUCAAGAACCCCAACGGCCCGUCCAAGAACCGCGUCGCCGCCCGUGCGGCCAAGGUCCGCAAGGCGAGCCAGAAGCGCUCCGAGUCGAGCAAGCACAAGAUUUCCAACAUUGACGUGCAGCGCGGCGCCCGUCCGGGCCUCCUGCCCAACAGCGGGCCCAACGCCGCCAUCAGCUCCAAGAAGGCGCGCAAGCUGCAGAAGAAGCUGGGCCACGCGCUGCGGCGCAAGAUGGCGGCCGAAGGCGAGGCUGUCAUGGCUGAUGCCCCGGAAGGCGGAGAGGAAGUCAGAAAAGGACCGGACGAGACUGAGAUGGACGGCAUCCAGUAA